CAUAAUAUACCUGUGAGUAUGCGAGCGAGUGGAAACAGUUCCCCGAGUAGCGUGCCAGCCUGUUAGCCACACACAUAUGUCCAGGGAUGGACAGGGAUACACACUACCCAUCCAGUCAUUUACAGGUCUAGGCUUGAUGGGGGAGAGAGAAUUAUCAGCAACCGACUGUGUUUUAAUGACGAAUACUGGCCGCUGUUACGCACUUUGACGGAAAUUAAAACCCCUGCCAAAGGCAUUAUAUAUGAGCACAAAGUUGGCUAUAGCAUCGUCCCUUGAAGGAAGACCAUCUCGGCUGGUGUAAUAUCUUCAUUGUCGAUUCUGCGGGUGAAAGUGGAUUGCUCUACUCUCAAUGGAGCACAUUCUUGUGUGUCGCCUGCUGCUGUCAUAAGCCAGUGUGUCUGACAACCACAGUCCUGGUGCGUUUCACAAGGAUGGCCUUCACACUGGGAACAAUUCACUGGACAAACAGCAAGUGAGACUAUGUGUGCUGUGGAGCUUACCGCUGAUCCUCCGCCUACACGCUGAAAAUAUAAAGAAAGAAAAAAAAAACGGAAACGCCAUCAUGUUCGACAGGUUACAGGUGCAGAAAGCCCUGUGUUUUGUCGGGCUUCUCCUCUACCUGGCUGUUUUACCACUGUACUUCUACCUCAUCUAUCAGUGGUACCUGCGCGGAGAGCUGGACGUUUUCCUCGCUCUCCUAGUUGUGCUGGUCGCACCGAUGCUCGUCGUCAAUUUGGUCUCCGCCAUUUUGGUCAUGAAAAACGAAGACUUUAGCGGACGUAUUAUCGCUCAGAAUAUUUGCAUCGCAUCACAUUGCUUUCAGAUGGGAGUGGCGUGGCGCCUUGUCAUCCUCGUCAAAUCCUUCAACAGACGGAAAAUGCUGGAGUUUUCUCUACUCGUCGUAGGCCAGGCGACAUCAAGUUUCUUGCCUGCUGUUCUGUUAGAAGGUUACUUGUUACAUCCCAUCUUACAUGACAUACCCAGACCCACGGAAGCCUUCGUGUCUGUCUGCAUAAUUUCCAGCGCAUUAUCCUUUUCCCUCGCCCAACUCGCAUUUCGGUGUGAGCAGGAGGCCUUGGGGGAGAUAUCAGGUGUUAAAUUCGUCCUGCUGAACCUGUGUCACUUGACAGGUGUGCUUUGCUUACUGAUCUCGCGAUGUCUUUCUUUUGUACUCUUUAUAUAUUCAUUAACCUACUGGAUAUUUCUCCUGGUAGGUCUUCAUUUCCUCUUGUGCUUAGCAUCGUCCUUGCUUUAUACACACCUACAGCUGAGGAAAGUCAACUACAUCUGCAUUCUUCGCCAGACGGGUUUAAUGUCCAUCCAUCUUUACGACUCAGUGAGCACGCGACCGGGUCCCGGAAAAUGUGUGAACGUUUUAUAUUAUACAUUAAUUCUUGUGGAAAACAUUCUCAUGACAGCUGUUUGGGUCAUGACUUCCGGUCAUGCAGACGUCGCCAAACUAGUCGUAGCCAUGUUGAUGCUGGGCACUUUUGUCCUCGGCGUCAUUUUGAAGUUUGUGUGCUAUAAUUACGACGAAACUGAGAAUUCGGCCGACGAUUCCGAUCGGAAAACUUUAGAUGUCAUGGCGGCUUCAAGAAGCAGCGUGGCACAAAGAACACCAAGGUCAACUGAAGGUCAUUGUCAUCAUGACAGGUUACGGGCGAUUGGAGAUAAUCAGGCUGACUCUGACAUCGUUUCCAAUAAAGCAACAGUGUCGGCAAAAAUCACGAAUCCAUGGCGCAGCGGCCCUACCGUGACUUCUGCUUCGUAUAAUUCUGAAAAUAGUUCCGGGACACAUUCGAAAAGGAACCACUCACCCCAGUCAUACAGUAACCAUGCCUUUGAUGUCGAGGAGAUAGUCAGUAAUGAUUCUCAUCCAAGAGACAAGACUGACACUAUUAAUGUUGAGAAGUGGAGAAAGUCGGCCGGAAAGGGUAGGGCAAAUAAACCGUCCAGUGAUACCACGAAUAUUGGAGGAAGUCCACAGCGGAAAUCUCAGAACAGUCGAGCCAGGCUGAAGUCUCACCGCGGGUAUUGUUCCGAGGAGCAGACGGACAUAGGCUCUUCGAACAGCAGGAACACAAAUACACUGGACGUCAGCGGGCAGAGCAGCCGUGUGGAGAAUCAGAUGAGCUGCGAGCAAAACUUAUAUAAUAACGUGCCCAAGACGAACAGAGAACCCACCCACACAUGGCAGCAAACUCAGCCAGCCCAUAUCAGCGGCCCUAAACGUCAAAUCCCUCCAGCGAUAAGCAAUCCGUGUCACGAACGACAACUCCGCCCGCAAAGUUGUGCCCCAUUCUUGGGUGGUCUGCGUGGUGAAGAUCCUGUCGUCUGCUACAGGAGUCCUGGAGUUUCUGGCUGGUGGCCAACUCCCGGAGGUGGCAGGCUACCAGGCUGGCGUAACCCCCCGUAUCUGGAUGAUCAGUACAGUUGCGACUUCACGGACACCACUUCGUAUUAUGACUCACUUAGCUAUUACUACACGGCCACCAGUACGCAUUCAUCGUCAGACUCUGAUUGUGCCCGAACGUGGCCGCCAUCGUUACCGCCAGGGUGCCAAAACCACGGAGCGCAACUUCCGGACGAAAAACUCUCUCCUGAGGAAAGAAUAUCAAUCUGGUUCCAGAGAUCAAAACAGUAUUUUUCUCAGGAUUUGAUCACCCUGUCUGCUGCCGGACAGUCUCAGCAACCUCCACCCUCAUUGCGCUUUGAAGCAAACCGUAGAACAUUCGCUGGCUACAAAAACAAGCUCAGUUUUUCAUCUACAUCAUCUAAACGUUUACCACCGAGAGGUAUAAAACCCACAUCUCAGCAUAAAUACCCGUUCAGGGCGGCACACCUUGGUAACUGUGAUCACUAUAGAAUACAGUUUCAGACGUACAUGGACAGUUUAAAAAAGCGGCGGCUGGCAGAAGGAGUACGAUCUAGGUGCGCUGUCCCUGGGGGCGUCAUUAACACAGGACCGGGGACAGGCGGGGUCCCGGGCAGGAGAGCAGAGUUCCUACAGGGAAUACGUCAAGACAGCAAUAUCACAGGAAAGAACCACAUGCCAUCUCCAACGGUACAUCACAUAUCCACGAAACAGACUUACAGUCCAUCACCCUUGAGGCAAACGUAUUCCCCCAAUCCAAACCCUCCCUUUACAAACAACCCUACCCCCCAAAGCAGAUAUAGUCCAAGUGCUGUAGACGCUAACUGCCCAUCCCCAAAAGAGACUUAUAGACAGACCCACCAGGAAGCAUGCAGCUCACCCUCCAAAGACACUUAUAACCCUUCUCCUAAACCGCCACGACCACCCCGACCCCCUAAACCUAUUGUGUCAACUCCAAGCAGGACGGUAACCCCAAUCUGUCCUCGAGACCCUCACUUCUUGAGGCAGACAAGUGCCCCUACCGCUGCCCUGGAAUCGAUAGUUUAAUAUUUGUGUCAUCAAAGUCGUCAAUGUCAUCAAUAUCGUUUGCUAAGUUAAUACAUUGGAACACACUUUUGA
This is a messenger RNA of Liolophura sinensis, 3493 nucleotides long. RefSeq lists its product as uncharacterized. Gene Ontology annotation, cellular component: membrane. The transcript has 3 exons. The coding region runs from base 563 to 3421 and encodes 952 amino acids. NCBI's taxonomy places the organism in Eukaryota, Metazoa, Mollusca, Polyplacophora, Chitonida, Chitonidae. The record is from RefSeq and is a predicted model, not a curated record.